AUGUCCAACAAGCCGGUUCUCUACACGCACACCAUCAGUCCCGCCGGUCGGGCGGCUGAGCUGCUGAUCAAAGCGCUGAACCUUGACGUCGAGAUUCGAGAGAUGAACGUGUUCAAGCGGCAGCAUCUGAGUGCGGAGUUUAAAAAACUCAACCCGGUUCAAACGAUCCCGACGCUGGAAGACAACGGUUUCGUGUUGUGGGAUAGUCAUGCGAUCCUGAUCUACCUGGCGCGUCGAUAUGGCGGUGGUACGGAUCUUUACUCGGAGGAUUUUGAGCAACAGGCACGCAUUAAUGCGGCCCUCUUUUUCGAGAGUUCGCUGCUCUUCGCUCGGUUGCGCUUUUGUACGGACAAUCUCGUUGUGAUGGGCCGAGCAACGGUUCCGGAGGAAAACCUUCAACGAGCGACCGAAGGAUUGCAGCGUUUCGAGAACAUGCUGCAGGCGGAUUAUGUGGCCGGUGAGCAUAUGACGAUCGCCGAUCUGAGCUGCAUUGCCAGCGUCACAACGUUGCACCUGCUGUUGCAUCCUUCGCGAGAGGAUUUCCCGAAAACUUUCGCCUGGGUGGAUCGCAUGACGAAGCUUCCGUACUAUGAGGAGGUUAACGGACGUGGUCUGAUCGCAGCUGGUGUGUUGAUGCAAACACUUGCCGCAGUGAAUGCCGCAAAGUAGACGCACUAGACGAUCGACUUCUACGUACCCGCGAUCAGCUGCUGUCCGGUUCUGGGUUAUCGUUUUGCUCUGUGACGUUGGUGAAGAAUUUGGCCCUCGCCACCCGACUGAAACCACCCCAUCUACA
Molecule: messenger RNA, 796 nt
Organism: Anopheles nili
Lineage: Eukaryota; Metazoa; Arthropoda; Insecta; Diptera; Culicidae
Product: glutathione S-transferase 1-like
Exons: 2
Coding region: 1-669 (222 amino acids)
Biological process (GO): glutathione metabolic process
Molecular function (GO): glutathione transferase activity
Source: RefSeq, a predicted model, not a curated record